This is a messenger RNA of Actinia tenebrosa (Australian red waratah sea anemone), 2205 nucleotides long. Its product is annotated as stimulated by retinoic acid gene 6 protein-like. NCBI's taxonomy places the organism in Eukaryota, Metazoa, Cnidaria, Anthozoa, Actiniaria, Actiniidae. Gene Ontology annotation, cellular component: plasma membrane. Gene Ontology annotation, molecular function: signaling receptor activity; retinol transmembrane transporter activity. The record is from RefSeq and is a predicted model, not a curated record. Gene Ontology annotation, biological process: vitamin A import into cell.
UGCUCUCAUUCAAGCAUGAAUUCUAAAAAUUGACACUUAUUCUACGAAAACGCUCACCGUCCUAGCGAGAACGACUUUGUGAGUAAGCAGUGUCAGCGAAGUUUAUAAUUUCCUUUAAUACAUUACAAGCAAAGAGCAGUGGAUAAAAAGUCUUAACCGCCAGACUUCACUCUCAAGUACUAAGCAUGGAUUGUCUUGUUGAUGAGYACAAGUACGAUCUUGGAUGCUUGGCACCAGCUAUUUUCAUCAUCGCUGUUUUGAGCUUCAUGAGGAAGAGAGUUCAACUGAAGCCUGAUUUAUGGAAUGGACGUCCAGGACUACCAGUCCCUGUGGAUUUUCUAGGCGAUGAAAGGAACAGAUUCAUCAUACCAUUUGCCUUUGGCGCAACUGCCGCUUCUUCCUUAAACACGUUUUUCGGUGCAUCUGCUGCUUCAAAAGACCUUCAAGGAUCCGCUUGGUCAAAAGCUUUUCAAGGAAUACUUAUGACCAUGCUAUAUGGCAUCAUCAACUAUCCAUACCUCGCUUGUCUUAAUGCUGAAUACAAGAUCAUUGGAUACGCAAUGGGGCUGCUUUACUCGUUCGUAAGAUUUGUUGUAGAUUUGUUUGUGUACUUUAAUUACUUGGACUGCACUCUGGGCGAAGAAAAUAAACAGCGAUUGAAAAAACUGAACAUCGAGUACAUAAUGUAUGGGGGAAUCUUAACCAAUAUACCUGUGGUUGUCUGCACUUUAUUUCUCGUUGGAAGCUACUCCGUACUGUUGUUUAAGGAAAUCAAGAAACUUUGGGUUCAAGAGCUUCCAAAUUUUCGAUAUGUGCUCCAAAAAGAAGAAACAACAAACAUUAACCUGGCCGGGAAAACAGAGAGAGCUCAUGUUUAUCUUCUGUUUUCUAAUCAACUACACCAGGCAGGGAAAAGAUCACCUAACCAAAAUGGCACCUGGUAUGAUUCACUGAAGAAUUGGAUAUACGUCACACGCCCAGGUGGGCUGUCAUCUUUCGUUGUGUCCUGUAUAUUUGUUUACCAGGUGACAGUUAUGCUGUUAAUAUUAGUACCAGUUAUGAUCUCAACUCUAAAAGCAGGGACAGAAGGAAAUACUGGUCUGAACGUGGCUAUGGUUUUACAAGUAUUUCAAGACUACAUUAUUACAUCUGUGGUGUUCGCAUGUCUUUUUGCAAUAAUGCAACUGGGUUUUUUCCUGAGAAGUCACAGAAAUGAUGUCCUCACGACAUAUAGAACGAGAACGGGGCUGCUACCAGAUGAGAUUCUUCGACCAAAAAUGCUUGUUGGAAAGAGUCUCCGCUUUUGUGGAUACCAGAUUGCAUUUACCGCUGUAGGUUUUUUUGUCAACGUGAUUUCUAUAUUUUUCCUUCUUUUGCCAAUCUUCAUUUGUCAUCUUAUAUCCAAGCAUUAUUCUACCGAUGUAGUCUUAUCAUUGAUUAGAUAUAUGAUUCUAUGGAUCCUGCCACUCAUCAUCACUCCCAUAUUGGUUUGGAUAUCGCUGAUUCUUCUAUCGCAUUUCGUAUUCAAAGACCGCACCUACCCAGAUAUUUCGAUUACCGUCAACAACAGGCGCCUGUUCGGCAUCGUGUCGUAUUUCUUCUUCUUCUUCAACAUCCUGGUCGGCUUAUGGUCGGGCUUGCUUCGUGUUGUGAAAGGAGCAGUAAUUGUAUUGGUUUUUCUGCCUCGAGUAGAUCGUACCACUAUGAUGAAAGGAUAUCGGAGAUUCGACAAAGCUUACAUGGCCUACAUUGGAUUCCUUAGUGUACUUGUGGCUUUCAAACACCCUGUCAUGCUAUGUUUCUGUCAGUUGCUUCUUGAAGGAGUUCGCAGAAGAGAAAGAGGUCAAACGACCAUCGCUAGCAGGCCUCGUGUUUCUGGCAAGGCCUUGAACCGCUGGUUUCUUGUCGUGCUGCUCGUGCGUAACCCAAGCCUCGUGCGUUACCGUAAACAAGGUGCCCGUAUUGUUUUAAAGUUGCCAUCCACAAGUGACGUGAAGCUUGAGAUGCCUCCAAUUGUUUUGGAAGAUACAUUUCCACCAGCAGAGCGUUUGAAGAGUCUGGAAGUCUAUUAGUCUCAUUUGUACAUGAAUGCCAUAGUCAACAAUGUUUGCAAAUCAUGUGCGCAGUUUAGUUGAGGGAGUUUAUUUGUAACACUUAAGUUUUAGAUUAUUGCUAGUUAAAAAUAAAAAGUUUUAGAAUUAAAAA